UCUGUCGAAGAAGCCGUGAAGUAUCGAAGGGAAUCAGCCAUGGCAAAUGUAGUUGAUGGCUUGAAAUUUGAGCAGCAACAUGGGAAGUCGAGAGUCAGGGUUUCUAGGGUUUGGAGGAAGGUAGAUGGUCGUGAUUUGAUUGUUGAAUGGAAUGUGAACACAAGCCUCUUCUCCGAUUGUUUACCUGCGUAUGUCCGGGGUGAUAACUCAGAUAUUGUGACCACCGAUACCAUGAAAAACACUGUAUAUGCAAAAGCAAAGGAAUGUGCAGAGGUUACUUCGGUUGAGAGCUUUGCAAUCGAACUUGGGAAACACUUUACAUCAUACUAUCGGCAGGUUACAGCUGCAGUAAUCACAAUAGUGGAAAAACCAUGGGAACGUGUACAUGUAGAUGGUCAACCACAUGAACAUGGAUUUAAACUUGGAUCCGAAAAACAUACAACAGAAGUUACAGUGAAUAACUCUGGUGCUGUAUUAGUAACUUCUGGAAUCGAAGGGUUGGCUUUGCUGAAAACAACCAAGUCAGGUUUUGAAGGAUAUAUUAAGGACAAAUACACUGCCCUGCCUGAAACAAAGGAAAGGAUAUUGGCAACUGAAGUCAGUGCUUUAUGGAGGUACAAAUUUGAAUCCCUUUCUAGCAUUCCUUUGAAGCCUCUUUACUUUUCGGAGAGAUACCUGGAUGUAAAGAAAGUACUGGAAAGGACCUUUUUUGGUCCUCCGAAAGAGGGAGUUUAUAGCCCCUCAGUUCAAGGCACUCUUUAUGACAUGUCCCAGGCUGUUAUUAGCAGGUUCCCAGAUAUAUCAUCCAUCCAACUAAAAAUGCCUAAUCUCCAUUUCUUACCAGUCAAUCUACCAAACAAGAAUAGUCCAAGUAUUGUGAAGUUUGAUGAUGAUGUCUAUACACCAACUGAUGAACCACAUGGGACAAUUCAAGCUAGCUUGAGCCGCAUCUCGUCCAGGAUGUAGAAGCUGUU
Telopea speciosissima is the source of this 974-nucleotide messenger RNA. RefSeq names its product uricase-2 isozyme 1. Gene Ontology annotation, cellular component: peroxisome. The transcript has 8 exons. Gene Ontology annotation, molecular function: urate oxidase activity. Gene Ontology annotation, biological process: purine nucleobase catabolic process; urate catabolic process. Bases 40 to 966 code for a protein of 308 amino acids. The record is from RefSeq and is a predicted model, not a curated record. NCBI's taxonomy places the organism in Eukaryota, Viridiplantae, Streptophyta, Magnoliopsida, Proteales, Proteaceae.